UAAUGACCGGCUGCGUACAUAGACGCGUAAUUACCGAAGAUUUAAAUCGGAAGGCAUCGAGCGCUAUUGGCGAUUUUUUUUAUUGUUAUAGCAAAUAUUUGGGUUGGUUUUGUUGCCUUCAAGGCCUUGUUCUUUGCUUCGAAGCAGACAGCCAGUUUGCUUCGACCAAGUGCCUUCGCAAGCCGCAGCUGGUCCAGCGGAGCACCCCUGCAGGCCCUCUCGGCCAGCGGAGCGCCCCUGAGUCGGCCCUCUCGGCCAGCGGAGCACCCUCUCCGGCCCUCACGGCCAGCGGAGCACCCCUGCAACGGCCAGCGGAGCACCUCUCCGGCCCUCACGGCCAGCGGAGCACCCCUGCACCGGCUCUCUCGGCCAGCGGAGCACCUCUCCGGCCCUCUCGGCCAGCGGAGCACCUCUCCGGCCCUCACGGCCAGCGGAGCACCCCUGCACCGGCCCUCUCGGCCAGCGGAGCACCUCUCCGGCCCUCACGGCCAGCGGAGCACCCCUGCACCGGCCCUCUCGGCCAGCGGAGCGCCUCUCCGGCCCUCACGGCCAGCGGAGCACCCCUGCACCGGCUCUCUCGGCCAGCGGAGCACCUCUCCGGCCCUCACGGCCAGCGGAGCACCCCUGCAACGGCCAGCGGAGCACCUCUCCGGCCCUCUCGGCCAGCGGAGCACCUCUCCGGCCCUCACGGCCAGCGGAGCACCCCUGCACCGGCCCUCUCGGCCAGCGGAGCACCUCUCCGGCCCUCACGGCCAGCGGAGCACCCCUGCACCGGCCCUCUCGGCCAGCGGAGCGCCUCUACAGGCCACUGCCUGGCCAGCGAAGCGCCUUUAGGUGCCAACUUUAACUCUCUGCCAUCAUCAUCAAAUUGUUUUUGUGAAAUCAUUCUCUAAUCGUCGAUUAAAAGUGUUGUGAAAACCAAAAAGAUGAUUUAAAUUAAAUCAUGCCACUCUUGCAAUUUGAAACAAACAAAAUCUAAUUUACCUGUUAUAAAAAAAAAAAAAAAUGAUCGAAAAGUGUAGCGCUUGAAAAGAAAGCUAGAUUUUAAAUAAAACAAAGCAAAUAAAAUGCAAAUUGCAAGUUUUAAAAAUGUUUGAAAAAGUGUAGCGCUUUCGACCGAAACAAAUUAAAAUUUUACACAUUCAAGUCAAAAUUUAAAUAAAAAAAAAAUAGAAAAUGGAAGUGCAGUUUUGUUAAAACACAG
Molecule: messenger RNA, 1204 nt
Organism: Drosophila albomicans
Lineage: Eukaryota; Metazoa; Arthropoda; Insecta; Diptera; Drosophilidae
Product: translation initiation factor IF-2-like
Exons: 5
Coding region: 3-893 (296 amino acids)
Source: RefSeq, a predicted model, not a curated record